Molecule: messenger RNA, 1890 nt
Organism: Candida dubliniensis CD36
Lineage: Eukaryota; Fungi; Ascomycota; Pichiomycetes; Serinales; Debaryomycetaceae
Gene: HGT19
Product: Hgt19p
Exons: 1
Coding region: 1-1890 (629 amino acids)
Biological process (GO): transmembrane transport
Cellular component (GO): membrane
Molecular function (GO): myo-inositol:proton symporter activity
Source: RefSeq, a predicted model, not a curated record
AUGGCUACAACCACCAAACCAACUGCAAACGACGACUUGUUUGAAAACUCAAGUUCUUCAUCCAGUGUCCCUCACAACAAAGAGGUCUCAGAGUUAGAGUCUGUAAACUCUGCUGCUGAAAGAGAAGGCGGUGAACACGGUAAUAUUUUAGCACAGUACACCGAGGAGCAAGUAAUGCAAAUGGGCCGUAAUUACGCCCACAAGUAUGACUUGGAUCCAGAUUUGUUUGGCAGAGCCGCGGUCCUUGCUAGAGCACCCAGUGCAUUCAAUUCCAUGUCCUUCCUCACCGACGAAGAAAAACAAGGAUUAUACCUCGAAGCAACCAAGAAAUGGCACAUCCCCAGAAAAUUGAUAGAAGUUAUUGCUGUUGGUGCGAUUGCCGCUGCUACCCAAGGUAUGGACGAGAGUACCAUUUCUGGUGCUACCUUGUUUUACCCAAAAGCGUUUGGUGUGACAGAAAUGAAAAACGCCGACUUGAUCGAAGGAUUGGUCAACUCAGCACCAUACUUGUGCUGCUCAGUCAUUGCAUGCUGGACAUCCGAUUACUGGAAUAGACAUUUGGGUAGAAAAUGGACAAUUUUCUGGACCUGUUUAAUCUCCGCAGUCACUUGUAUUUGGCAAGGGUUUGUCAACAACUGGUGGCACUUGUUUAUUGCCAGAUUCUUCCUUGGGUUUGGUAUUGGGGUCAAAUCCGCUACUGUUCCUGCUUAUGCCGCUGAAUGUACACCAAAACACGUUAGAGGUGCUUUGGUCAUGUUGUGGCAAUUCUUUACCGCAGUAGGGAUCAUGUUUGGGUUUGUUUCGGCAUUGGCAUUCUAUUAUGUGCCCCACAAGAGUUUUGGUACGGGGUUGAACUGGAGAUUGAUGCUUGGAUCGGCAUGUAUCCCGCCCAUCAUUGUUUUAUUUCAAAUUCCUUUUGUGCCAGAAUCACCUCGUUGGUUAAUGGGUAAAGAUAGACACAAAGAAGCAUUUGAGUCGUUGAAAGCGUUACGUUUUGAAGAGAUUGCUGCUGCGCGUGACUGCUUUUAUCAAUACGUCUUGUUAAAGGAAGAAGGUACUUAUGACAUACCCACCUGGAAAAGAUUAAUCCAAAUGUUCGCCAUUAGAAGAAAUAGAAACGGGGCAAUUGGGUCAUGGAUCGUUAUGUUUAUGCAACAGUUCUGUGGCAUUAACGUUAUUGCUUACUAUGCCUCGUCCAUCUUCAUCAAGGCACGGUACAGUGAGGUUAGUGCAUUGCUAGCAUCAUGGGGGUUUGGUAUGAUUAAUUUUGUCUUUGCCAUCCCUGCCUUUUUGACAAUCGACAAGUUUGGGCGUCGAAACUUAUUGCUAUUUUCUUUCCCAUUAAUGGGGGUUUUCUUAUUAAUUGCUGGGUUCGGGUUCUUGAUACACGACAGAAAAGGGCAAUUGGCUAUGGUCACCACCGGUAUCUACAUCUUUUCAGCAAUAUAUUCAAGUUCAGAAGGCCCAGUCCCAUUCACAUACUCCGCCGAAGCAUUUCCAUUAUACAUUCGUGAUUUGGGUAUGAGUUGGGCAACGGCAACCUGUUGGUUCUUCAAUUUCAUCUUGGCAUUCACAUGGCCAAGGUUGCAAAACGCCUUUACCCCAACCGGUGCCUUUGGCUGGUAUGCGGCCUGGAACGUUAUUGGGUUCUUCUUGGUAUUAUGGUUCUUGCCAGAAACUAAAGGGUUGACAUUAGAAGAAUUGGACGACGUGUUUGCCGUGCCAAUGUACGAGCACGCCGUAUACCGUACCAAAGAGCUCUUAAACGGGUUCCAAAGAUACAUCUUGCGCCGUAACAUCCCUCCAAUGCCACCAUUAUACCACCACCAACGAAUGGCUGUUACCAAUCCCGAAUGGAACGAUAAAACAGAAGUUGACCAUAUUGAGUAG